UAGAAGGGGAAACGUGUCAGUACAGACCAGACCGGAAUCGGCGCAAAACUUGGAAUUUGGGGUCUUUGUCUGUCUGGCGCGGGCAAUUGUCUGUGGGGUCGGUACACUCCAUACGUAAGAAUGCAGUUGUAAAACGUGAUGCAAAUUGAUAUUCUGUAAGAAUAAUGGCGAGAAGAAUCGAUAACGAAAAACUAAUAGAAUUAGUUAAAAGUUAUCCUUUUCUUUAUGAUCUGGCUGAUCGAAGAUACGGUGAUAGCGAACGCAAAAACGUUGCGUGGAAGGAAAUAGCGGACCAACUCCAUUUACCGGAAAAAUACUGCAGGAAAUCGUGGGCCUUAUUACGUGAUUCUUACCGACGUGCCUUAAAGAAGCGAAAAGAAUGUGGACAACCAGAGGAAAAAAGAAGAAAAUGGAGAUAUGAGGUGGAAAUGUCUUUUCUUCUUCCUUUUCUCAGGGAAAGAUCAACAACCAAUACCGAAAUUUUCCAUGAAAACAAUGAUAGUGGUGAUGGAGAAAACAGUUCCUGCGAAGAUAAUGAAGGAAAAUCGGCUUCCCUUGAUGUGUCAUCACAAGGAACUGUCCUCCCGAAGCAAGAACAAAUUUGCGAUGAAACGGUGGCUGAACCAUCCCUUUCUACAGAGAGACAAACAUUUUCUGAACCUUCUGAAAACAAUAGACCAUUAUUGAAACGAGCUAGAGUUCGUCAAAAAACGAGAUUCCAGUCAACCAAUGAAACCCUCUCAAACUCGCUAAUGAAAUUUAUUUUAGAGAAUAAAGCGAAAAACGACGAUAUUCAGCAAUUUUUUGAAAGCAUUGCUACCACGGUUCGAUCAUUUCCACCACGAGAUAGAGCAAUAGCAAAGGCUAAAGUAUUCGACGUUAUAUCUGAAAUGGAAAUUGAUAUUCUAAAUAGAGAUGCAUCCCUCUGAAUAUGUGGAUUCGCCUAUUUCAUAUGAACCCUGAUGGAAAAUCAACGAAGGGAUUUUCUUUGAAUAAUAAAAAUACGAGCAGACUCGCCAUCGUCAGGAUUAUUUCAAAUAAUGAGAAACGUUUCGU
Messenger RNA from Coccinella septempunctata (seven-spotted ladybird), 1056 nucleotides. RefSeq names its product transcription factor Adf-1-like. Gene Ontology annotation, cellular component: nucleus; transcription regulator complex. Lineage: Eukaryota; Metazoa; Arthropoda; Insecta; Coleoptera; Coccinellidae. Gene Ontology annotation, molecular function: DNA binding. Gene Ontology annotation, biological process: regulation of transcription by RNA polymerase II. The record is from RefSeq and is a predicted model, not a curated record. The coding region runs from base 165 to 929 and encodes 254 amino acids. The transcript has 2 exons.